AUGGCAGGAGAAAAGAAAUCUCUUCACCCGGCUUUUGCCGUCACAAACAUCAAACACCUAAUCCCUGGUAUCCUUGAUAUCAAACAAGAUGAAUAUUCAUCUUGGGGUUUUCUCUUUGAGAUCCAUCUCCAAGCACAUGGAUUGUUGUUUCUCAUUGAUGGUUCCACAAACCUUGCGGAUAUUGAUGCCGUCACAGAAAAACAACUAGAUGCUCUCUGUCGUCAAUGGAUGUUCGCCACCAUGACCAAGGAUUUGAUGCUUACCGUUCACAAGAAAGGAAAAACCUCAAAGGAGAUUUGGGAUCACCUGAAGACUCUUUUUCAAGACAACAAAGGCAGCCGUGCUGCACAUCUCGAAAGUAAGUUUAUCAACCUUAAAUUCUCUGAUUGUACUAGUGUUGAUGAUUAUUGUGACAAACUAAAAUCACUGUCCGAUCGCUUGAGUGACCUUGAUUUUCUAAUGAACGACAAACGUCUUGUGAUCCAAUUGGUUAACGGUCUUCCGGAGGAAUACAAUACCGUAGCCUCGUUUAUACAAUAA
Messenger RNA from Papaver somniferum (opium poppy), 540 nucleotides. RefSeq lists its product as uncharacterized. Bases 1 to 540 code for a protein of 179 amino acids. NCBI's taxonomy places the organism in Eukaryota, Viridiplantae, Streptophyta, Magnoliopsida, Ranunculales, Papaveraceae. The record is from RefSeq and is a predicted model, not a curated record. The transcript has a single exon.